Gryllus bimaculatus (two-spotted cricket) is the source of this 1048-nucleotide messenger RNA. NCBI's taxonomy places the organism in Eukaryota, Metazoa, Arthropoda, Insecta, Orthoptera, Gryllidae. The record is from the annotation of a GenBank genome assembly.
CCAAGCAAGACGCUGGCCGCCAUACUUUAUGGCAAGCGAGAAGUGUUGAGAAAAGUGACAUAAAGUGACAAUUUUCAACGACCAACCAUAAAUAACACGCUGGAGAUGUAGUUGAAAUAAAAGACGCAAUAUUUAAAAAAACGUUAUAUACCUGUUUCCAUGACGUGCAACAAGGUGAGAAUUUUGGUAUGUGAUUGGAUUUAAAAUUGGCGCUAAUGUUGUGACACAAAAUAAUGCAUGAAGCUCAUUGGCAGGAGCCGCAUGGGUUGCGCAGCGCCUCACCGAUGUCUGUGCUUCAUGGAAUAGUAAUCGCUGCCAUCUGGCUGCAGCGCUGCUGUCGCUGUUUCGUGCGAGAGGUGGUGUCUGGGUGGUGUGACGUAUGACUGACAUUGACAUUUGAGCUGUUCGUGCCGGCGGUGCUCGUGGUCGUGUCAGGCCCUCGCCGUGCCGAAGGUGCAGUGUUGGCAGAGGGUGUCAGUUGUAUUUCAUUGAUAUUGAUGUGCUGAACUGUCAAUAUGGCUCCAAAUCCAGCUGAUAUGGGAAUAAUCUAUCCAACAGGAGACAUAGCAUUUAAGGUGCUUCUUUCUGCUCGGUUUUGCGCUGCUAUUUGGAGUCAUAUUACUGACUGUGAUGAGACAUUCAACUACUGGGAACCAACCCACUACCUACUCUUUGGGAAAGGAUUUCAGACAUGGGAGUACAGUCCAGAUUACGCUUUGCGGUCUUAUAUGUACUUGUUGAUACACGUUAUUCCUGCAUGGGCAUAUCACAAACUUCUGCAGCCGAAUCGCCUAUUAAUAUUUUAUUUUACACGAUGCCUGCUGGGAUUACUUUGUGCUGCUUGUGAAGUGUACUUCUACAAGUAACUAUGCUUUCUUGGUCAUUUUAACCCUCAGCAUCUUGUGAAGGUUACAGCUUGUGUCUUCUGAAUCCUUGAAAGUUCUUUCUUUUGUUAUGUCUUGUUCUAAGAUGUAGAUUUUUUUUCUCUCUAAGAGAGUAUAUAUUUGCAUUUAUAAAAUAGUGUGUAGUCUAUUUGUAAAUUAAUCUA